Messenger RNA from Temnothorax curvispinosus, 7086 nucleotides. RefSeq names its product homeobox protein Hox-D9-like. Gene Ontology annotation, biological process: anterior/posterior pattern specification; proximal/distal pattern formation; regulation of transcription by RNA polymerase II. Lineage: Eukaryota; Metazoa; Arthropoda; Insecta; Hymenoptera; Formicidae. Gene Ontology annotation, cellular component: nucleus. The transcript is spliced from 3 exons. The record is from RefSeq and is a predicted model, not a curated record. Gene Ontology annotation, molecular function: RNA polymerase II cis-regulatory region sequence-specific DNA binding; DNA-binding transcription factor activity, RNA polymerase II-specific. Bases 1614 to 3353 code for a protein of 579 amino acids.
CAGUUGACGCUCAGUUCGGCUCAGCGAGGCCAGCAAGAAGAAAGGGGGUUAUUCCAUAUGUGUGUGGGCAUCGUGCGUGUGUGUAUUCGGCACACGAUUCUCGGGACCGAAGAGGCGUUCUGCUACCUGCCGAGAGAGUCCUUCGGCGGCAUUGCUCUUAAUACCGAGGGGGGGUGGUUCUACCUGACCCGAUUGACCUGAGGAACAAAAACCACGAGAGAGAAAAAGGGAUUUCGCUCCGAUCUCGGGGACCCUUCUCCCUCUUCUCAGACAAGACUUUCGCCACGUACUCUCCGGACUCUAAUGCACGAAUUUUCGCCGUUAGUGAGUUUCGUGAUUGGAUAAGGUCGCGCGACGUUGGAACGUUUGAUGAAUCGCGCUCGGAGCCCCAUCGCGAUGGGGAUGACAGUACUCGGCGAUGUCAGAGACGGGGCGACGUGUGGCUCGUGUAUGAUCAUAGGCCACGGGACGAUCCUAGCACAGUCAGUCGCGCAGUGAGUUUAGCCCGCCCGAGAGAUUGACGAUUGCCAAGUGUCAUAGCUGGUGCUCGCAUCACAGAUUGUGGCGCUGAUUUUAACGUUUCCUUAAUGCGCGACGAUCGAGCGCAAUCGCCGCUCCGAGUUCCCGCGGUCCGAACGAUGUAUCAUCAUCAUCGCUAAAUCGCGUUGUGUCAUUUUGUUUCUGUUUCAACCCUCAUUCCGCAUCGUUGGAUCGGACGACCGCAUAACAUUUGCACGAAUUGCCAAUCGACUUCCGCAUCGACGACGUUCGCACGUGGCCCGCUCUCGCCGCUGUCACGUCCAUCGUCCUACGUCCGUCGUCGUCAACGCCGUCAACGCCGUCAACAUCGUCGUCGUCGCCGCGCGUGGGCCUCUCUCUCGUCCGCGGAUUUGCCACGCACUUUAUCGCGCCCCCCGUCUAUCCUGCCUCUUCGCUUCCCUGUCCCACGUUUAUCUACCCCUCCACCUGUCUGCCGCGGCGCUGCACACCCUCUCUCCCGCCACCAACCCCUCGUCGGACGACGCGCAUACCCGCACGAUUUUCCUUAUCCCCACCCGCCUCCUCCACCGCUCGCUCCUCGCGCGCCUCCGUUACCUUCUCCGCACGCGCUUUCUUUAUUUACUCCGUGAAUUCACGGACCAACGCGGACCGGCUCCGAUCACGAUGAGCGCUCCGUUUCGCGGGCCUCGGUGAAAAUCCUUGGACGUGUCGCGUCUCCUCAUCCCGCUGGACCCGCUCGCGAUCGGCGCUCCGCGAACACUGAGGAAACCGCUAAUCUAUACAUCCCCGCUACGCUUAUCGGCCACGUUGUUGUCACGAUGACCAUGCGACGACUUUCAUAUUUCGCGUGAAUUCCGAUCGACCGAACUGCUAUACUAUUCGACGCGCGCGGAUCCGCGAUUAUUCCUGAACUCAUACGGCGGUCACGGAACGCCAUCGCCGAUCGAGCCUCGCGGACAUCGGCACAAAUAUCGUUGCAACACCGGCAAUAAACCGUCACCAUCUGCACCAUCGCCGAUCACGUGGCUUGCUCAACGGCGACGCUGUACGAUAAUGUUCACGCCGCGCCGCUAUGUGGCUCCGGCGUGGGCCACCCUGGCUCCGUCACGCCGAUGGGGACAGCAACCGGAGCGGGGAAUUCCACCGGGGUGACCUGGUGGGCCAUGAUGAACGGUGCCUUCUACGAGGACAGCCCGCCGCCAGUUCCACCGACCGCCUCGACCCUCGUAUCGACUCAACAGCAGACAACCUCGACGCCGGGCUCUCAUCAGCAAGCGACCACCCCGACUUCACCUGGUGCACCGGUGUCAUCGGCAACGACAGCGCCCUCGGCGCCCACGGCGAGCGCCAGUUCAACCUCGCCGAGCGCUUCCUCGGUAGCGAGCAACAGCGCGGCCGGGCCGUUGCACAUACCCGCCAAGAGAUUAACCGCGACCCCGGGAGGCGGUGGUACCGCUUACGGAGAGGUAGCCUGCGUGGAGUCGUCGGGCGCGCCAGGCGGGGCGGGCGUGAUACGGCACUCUCACUCGGCGGGGUCCCAAGGCGGCUGGAGUUACAGCCCGCAUCAUCCCCAGGACUCCCACUACUCGUCCACGGCGGGCGAAUCGUUGAACCAUCAUCAGGCAUACGGGGGUAACAAUCCCCCGACGUACUACAACCUGGCGGCCGAUCCUACCUCGACCUCCGGCUCCUCCAGGGACAACCGGAAGACCGGGCUCUUCUGGUCGCCCGCGGCCGUCACCGCUGGAUCGGCCAGCACCGCCGGCUCUACCUCCGAUUACAAGUCUUACAACUCGGCCGGCGCGGCGACCACGACGUCGAGCACCGGUGGCUCGACCACCGGGGCCACCGGUGCCGCCGACCCGGCCGUGUCCUCCUGCCAUCAGAGCUUCUCCCAGAGCUGGUGCAAUUACGCCCCGUACACGACGGCGAGGCAUCACCAUCCGGUCGACACGGCCGGGCAUCAUCAUCCUCACUCGCAGGCGGGGGUACCGUAUCUGGCGCCAUCCGCGGCGGAUGACCGCGGCAGGGUCGCUGCCGCUAUGGUCGCCGCGGAAGGUGCCUUUCCUCACGAUGGAUACGGCGGCCUGAGAAACUACGGAGCGCCCGAACCUGUUACUUCCAGUCCCUACCCACCUCCAGGUUCGCUUGCGGGUGUGGGUGUCGGGGUUGGCGUAGCCGGGAUGGGCGUCGGGUGCGGCAGCUCCAACCCCCUGGAAUGGACGGGCCAGGUGACGGUACGGAAGAAACGCAAGCCUUACUCCAAGUUUCAAACUCUCGAGCUGGAGAAGGAGUUCCUCUUCAACGCUUACGUAUCGAAGCAGAAGCGAUGGGAGCUCGCGCGUAACCUGAAUUUAACCGAGCGCCAAGUCAAGAUCUGGUUUCAAAACCGUCGGAUGAAGAACAAGAAGAACAGCCAGCGGCAGACCCAGCAGCAAAAUAAUAACAACAAUAAUAGCAGCAGCGCCAACAAUGCGAAUCAUCACGCGGCGACCGGUAGUCAUCACCAUCCGAGCACCGCGCACGCACCACCCUCGAGUCACCACGUGGUCGCGCAGGCGCAUCACGCGAACGGCUCCACGAAGCAUCAUCACGGUGGUAGCCACGGGGGCAGCCAUAGCAGCCUGGUAGCAGGUCACAGCCAUAGCCUCCACGCACCGCAGUCCCAGACGCCGCUGCCGCCGAUUCACGUGUCGUCGUCGUCGUCGGGCACCCUGACGCCCGCCACGGCCGUAGUCCAUCCACACACGCAUACGCACGCACACUCCGGCAGCCAUCAUCAUCAGCUGGCGCACGUGGCUCAACAGUACCCCGCUCUCCUACAUCAAACGCCUCACGGCUUGGCCGCCUGAACGCACCGAACGCCCCAGAGAAAAACCCGUCGAGACGCCUCUGAAUAAAACUGAGGUGAUCCCGCUAAACCGUCGAUCAAUAUCCACGUCCACGGGAAUUCGAUGAAAACUCAUGGACUCUGUCGAGCAGCCGUUCAAAGACUGCCUCUGCUAAGGAAAGAUAAAAGCUCGCGCGUAGUUUAUUAUUAUUAAUUAUUAAUUAUAUUAUUAAUUAUUAAUUAUAUUAUUAUUAUUAUUCAAUCAAGCGAAGACUUCGCUAUUGUAUAAAAAGGGCGCGUUUGGGGCCACUAUUUCAAGCGGUCCGAAGACUCUUUUCGAGUGUCGGUGUCGGGGGUGCCGGUAUUCUACGAAUAAUACGCGUCAUCAGACGACACCAAGCAAUCUGUCCAAUUCGUAAUUCGGUAGUAUUUUCUCCAGUUAUAUAUAUAGAUAUAUAUACAUAAAGUAAAGAGGUAAUUAAUGUCACUUAAUGUACCCCUACUCCUCCCACCGCCCCAGAGCCUCCUCUUCCCUCUUCCAGUCGCGUCGUAUGUUUACUCCGUCUCAACAUCCCUGUCUAUUGUUGGGCCCGGGUCUCGCACAUUUGGAGAUUGGAAACGUAUCGUUGCAGCUACACCCGGGGCUAAUUCAAUCAAACACCAUUGAUUUUGCAGUUAGGGCUGGACGGUCCGUCGAGAAUCGCAAGUUGUAAAGCGGAUGGGUCGCUUUUAGGGGUAAGUGGACUCACUGAUCUCGCGUAAGUGCAUGUGUAUCGCUCUUUAAAUUAACUUUUCACUUCGGUAUGUGUUAUAUACGAUCGCGUUAAAGACCUGCAAAUCUUGUCGAUUACCUACGUACUAGAUAAUGCUAAAAAGUUAGUGUUAGCCAAGAAUUUAUUAUUACUCGGCAUUCAACGCUCUUAAGUCUGUUUUUCUUAAAACGUUAAUUCGAAAUGUGGAUAAAAGCUUUAUUGACAUGUAGACUCGCGGCAAAUAUCUGUUUUCGGUAAUAUUUGAAUUUAAAUGUCAAUUACAGAUCUAAAAAACUUGCAGCGUAGUCCACAUUUAUCGAAAUAUAUAUAUAUUACUUAUAAUGAAAACGAUUCUCGACUCAGAAAGGAAAGUCAAAGGUAGUUUGUGAGAUAUAAAUACCUUCUUCUUUUGCUGUUCAAUUAUUUGCCUGUCGUGACAAAGUAAAAUGUGUGGUAAAUUUUGAAGUCAGUGUAGAACACGAGCGUAUCCAAAAAGUUAGGCAGUUACGUUCACAAUGUCGUACUAAUCGCCUACCAAGGAUCGCAAAAAUUAGUACCUAUAAUUCUUAUAUUAAUAUUGAGGAAAAGCGUUUUAUGUUAAAAAUAUACCUAGUAGCCAGAUUAGUGGUCGAUCGUUCUCUAGGCUGAGUUUGGGAUCUUCAUAAAAAUUAUAUGCAGGGUCAAGAUCGUACACUCAGUAUUUUCAUCUCCGCGCGCGGGCGAAAUUCUUGCCGUGAAAGGAACAAAAAGUUGUGGUACUUAACGCUCUAAACUUUACCACUUGCUAACAAGAUAGCGUAAUUGUGUUAUUUAUAUGAUAAUAAUUGAUAACACGUGAUAAGGGCUUUUUGGCUUACGUUGCUAAAAAACCGGCGCCGAAAAUUUUUUCAAAAUUUUCGUAUUUUAUAACGAUAUUUCAUUGCCAUUGGGUAUCCCAAGUCGACAAAAACUGGACGUGAUAUCGAUCGAUAUCUUAAAUCGACAUUCGUUAAGUUUUAAUAUCUAUUAAAAAUUAUUUUAAUAUUAAAAUUAACUAAAUAUAAUUGAAUCGAUAUGUUCUUAUUGAUUAUAUUCUGUGCUUUUGACUAGAAACUUAAAAAUAUCUAAGACGAAAGUAUUUGUUGAUUAAUAGUUAUCAAUAAUUAUACAUACAUGAUCAUUGAUAAUUAUUAAUAUGUAUGCAUAUAUUUUUUUUUGCGUUCAGUGAAUGUCACAAGUAUUGAUCUCUGUAAAUAUAUCCAAUGGAUAUGUCAUCUGACGGACGUCUUCCGGUCGUUUUACAUCUUUUGUUUAAGACCCGUGUGCUCAUGUCUUUCACGACGAGAAGCGAACGUAGUAAAAAAAAAUCGAUCUCGUAUGAACGAAGUCCUAAGCGCGGCCGGAAUACAAUUUUGAACAGAACAUCAGCGAGUAAGUAGGUAAUCUAAUCAGGUGUUAAAUGAAAAAGGAAACUAUCCCACUGGAUCUCUAUUCUAAGGUGCAACAUUAUCUAAAUUACAAAGGACUUGCUGAGUCCGUGUGAAUGGCUACAAUAUAUAUUAUAUACAUGUAUUUUGUGUAUGGGUAUGUAUGUGAGUGUUCGGACGGGCGUGUAUGUAUAUAUAUAUGUGUACGUGUAGGCAUAUUUGCCUACAUAUACAUAUAUAUAUAUAUAUAUGUAUAUUUUUUGUGAGCAAGAGCAUUUGUUUUAUUUGAGCAUUUGUGGUGUACGAAUGUGUCACACGGCAGUGGAUACGAAUGUACGUUUUGUGGUACAAAAUAAAAAGUAAAUGCGCUUUGCACUGGAAGAAUCGAUAGGAAGAGAGAACGAGAGAGAGAGAAAGAGAGAGCGAGAGCAAGAGGGGAACGAGAGAUGGAUAAACCGGGAGCGAGAAAGAGAGGGCGAGAGAAACGAAAACAGGAUAUCACCGUGAAUUGAAAAUUCUUAAGCGUAUGAGAUAGCUGCGAACGAUAGCAACAGAUAUUUAUGCGGCUGAGUCGAGAAGAAGCGUAAAUACAGCGCGAUGAUAGGACGUGGAUCGCAUAGAGUGAAUCUGAAUUCGUGAGAGACUGAGUUCCGGACAACUGUAUAGUUCUGCCACGGUACUGUAACGGAUAAUUAUGUAACGACGAUAAUAUAAUACAAUAUAAAUGAUAACGAGGUAAAUAAUUUCAAGUGGAAUGACUAAAUGGGAAAUUUCGACCGGACGGUAGCGAUCCUGUUGCGUUUACCGUGCCGUCCGAAGCUUUGCUGCAAGUUGAUUGUAAUUAGUUAUUAAAUAUACCACUGACGAUGUUUAUUAUGACUAUUAAAAAAAAUUCUUAAGAUUAUUAUUAUAUUAUAUUAUAUUAUUAUUAAUAUUAUUAUCAUUAUUAUUGUGAGCGUCACGUUAAUAUUAUGUUAUUGUUUUUAUUGUGUGUUGUUUUGUAUGUACCUAUCAGCCUAUAAUAAUAACAUUAUUACAAUUAUCUAUACACCCGCUCACACACAGACACAGUAGAGGAACGGGGAAAGGAAGUAAAUACACAUUAUUAUCUUUGUCCGCUCUAAAUACUGCCUUGAUUUUCCGACCCACAAAUUUAUGGUGUACCAAUUUGAAGAGAAAUUUCCGAUCUCUUAACACACAAACGGAAAUUUUAUGUUUUCUAAUUCGUGAAAAAUUUUAUAACACUUUAGAUUGUACUAAUUUUCGAUCGAUAGCCUGGAAAAUUCGUAGAAUGAGUAAUCGAAAACUAAAGAUAUAUAUUAUGUCGUUGAGGUGCUGGAAAAGGAAAGUGGGAUGCUUGAGAGAUAGCACCUUUUUAUUAAAAAAAAAUUGUUUUAUAUAAAGAUGUUUUUAAAUAUUUUUUUGCGACUUAAUUGCUAAAAUAUUUUUCUGUUAUUAUUAUUUUUAUAUAGGCGAUAACAAAGCUAUAACGCACCAAGUUAUUACUGAUACAUGAAGUAAAUGUAAAAAUCACAAUUGUAACAUUUAUGUUGUCCAUCAAUAUUGCUCUUCAUGCAGUAAAGAACUGUUAGAUCUU